GGCAUAGCAGGUGUGAGAAUCAAAAACUGUCACACACAGAAAUACGCACAUCCACACAGAGUGAGAAAGAGGGUGGAGAAUGAAAUAAAUUCUCACAGAGAGAGAGAUAAACACAAGAGAGUGAGCCAGCUGAGUGAGAGUGAGAGAAAGAGAGUGAUUGUGAGAUACUGAAACACACAAGCACAGUGAGACAGAGGGACGAUUCAAGAGAGAGAGUGAGGAGACUGAAGAGGGAUUGUUAGGGGAAGAAACGGGAAGAAUUGGAUUUAGAGGCAAAAAAGAGGGACCAUGCUGAGGAGGAAGAGGAGCGUGUCCUUCGGUGGAUUUGGAUGGGUUGACAAGUCUACCAUUAGUGCCCUUCGAGCUCGGAAGCAAGAGUUGCUGACCAUCUCCAAUGUGCCCCUGGCAGACUGUCCUCCCUCUCCCCCAAGAACCGCCCCUCCCGCCAUGAAGUCCACUCAGUUCUUUGAUGUGCUAGAAAAGAUGGAGCAGGUUUCUGAAAUGGAGGAAAUGAGGCCUAGCCCACAAAGAAUAAAGGAUGAUUACAUUCCAUACCCACGGAUAGAUGAGGUGUUACAGCAGGGUGAGCCGUACCCUCAGGUCAUCCUGCCUCAGUUUGGGGGUUACUGGAUAGAAGAUCCUGAGGCCCCUGCCGCCAUUCCGAACUGGGAGAACGGUUGCUAUGACGAGGAAGAUGGAGAGGGAGGGAAUUCCGGAGAGUUUGGUUACAGACUGGAGAGUAACUUCGCUAUUCGAGCGUACCGCAAGCACUUUCUGGGCAGGGAACAUCUGAACUUUUAUUGCACAGCCAGUAACCAUGGCAACCUCGUACUGUCCCUCGGCCACGAGGAGGUGAAGGAGCAAGAGCACCUGCACAUCAUUCUCAGGACUCCAUCAAAGACAAUCUAUGACAGGAUCUCUUUGACGGGUUUAACUGAGCUUCCCAGUAUCCCACAGUUAGCUAAGCUUCUAUGUGAAGAUAUUGUGGGUCUGAGGUUUAGUCCUGUGCUUUACCCAAAGGGCUCUCAAUUAAUCGUGAACUAUGAUGAGCAUGAGUUAAACAACACCUUUAAGUUUGGUGUCAUCUACCAAAAGUUUGGGCAGACCUCAGAGGAGGAGUUGUUUGGCAACAGCGAGGAGACUCCAGCCUUCACAGAGUUCCUCAGAGUGCUGGGAGACUGUGUAGAGCUGCAGGACUUUAAAGGGUUUCGAGGUGGUUUGGAUGUUUCUCAUGGUCAGACAGGGUCUCAGUCUGUGUACACUGUGUUCAGGGGGCAGGAACUCAUGUUUCACGUCUCCACAAAGCUGCCCUUCACAGAGGGAGACACACAGCAGCUCCAAAGGAAAAGGCACAUAGGAAAUGACAUUGUGGCUGCAGUUUUUCAAGAGGAGGCCACACCUUUUGUGCCCGACAUGAUCGCCUCCAAUUUCCUCCAUGCCUACAUCCUUGUCCAGGUGGAAAACCCUGGAACAGAUUACACCACGUACAAGGUGUCUGUCACAGCACGUGAAGAUGUGCCACAGUUUGGCCCUCCGCUUCCCAAUCCACCCAUCUUCAAAAAGGGUCCAGAAUUUAGAGAGUUCCUGCUGACCAAGCUGAUCAAUGCAGAGUUGGCAUGUUACAGGUCAAGCCGCUUUGCCAAGCUUGAGGAAAGAACACGGACUGAACUGCUGGAUAACCUUCAUAAUGAGUUACACAAGCACACACAGGCAAUUCUGGGACAACCUCUCAGUGCAGAUGAAGAGAAAAUGGAUAACGGAGGACAUGGAGGAAUACUGGAGACUAUCAAGCGGGCAAUGCGCGUGCGCAGUCACUCUAUGGAGACAAUGGUGGGCUCUCAGAAACAUGGCCGUAGCUCUACUGCAGGAGGAGGCAUGCCCAACAGCCUGAGUGGGGUCGGCCUGACCCACAGCAACACUGAGACUGCCAAGAACUCUUCUCCAGUGACAUCGAGUGCUAAGUCUCCUUUGAAGAGCCCAGUGAAGAGACGGUCUGGACUGUUUCCACGGCUGCACACCAGUAUGGAUGGACAGCCAGAGCGCCACACACGCAGUGUCCUUUGUGAUCAGAGAAGUCUAGAUAGUGGUCAACUAUCACAGGAAAUGAGAUCAGAGACAUCGUCAAACCCCAGCUCACCAGAGAUAUUGAGCAAUGAGAGACCAUCUCUCAAGCUAAAGGAGGGCAAUGGAAGGCCAGAUAUCUCUCGUUCCUCCUCCAGCACCAGCAGCUUCAGUAGUGCUGCAGGAGACCCAGAGACACUGGAGGAGAAAGAGGCUAACAACCUCCAGAUAUCUCCCAGUCUCUCACCCGUGUUUGGUUCCUUGAGCACAGAGGUUGAAAGUGCGGGCACGCCUGUGAUCAUGUGCCGCAGUCCAACAGCAGAUUUCAAGAAUAAGACCUCACCCAGAAACAGUCUGAAGUUCCGCUUUGACAGGUUGAGCCAGUCAGCUGCUGGGCAUUAGCGAAGUGACACUCAAAGAAGGCCAGAAUCAUGAAAGGAAAUGUAUAAGAACAGAAGAUCAGACACUGUCUGCACCAAGAAGGUGGGAAAUUAAAGAGGGACAUGCCACACAAGCCUGUGCUCCCAAUCUCAAUAUCACAUAAACAAGCAUAUGAGCAUAAGCACAGAGUCAGCACACUGUAUGCUCAGAUAUUUUAAUCUGGUACUGACUUUAUCUGGCAUUUCGGGUUUUUCUGCCUGACAAGGGUAAAACACAGUAACUACGCCAACAAUGAAACAGAGAAAAAUGGCUUUAAAAUGUUUUUUGUUUUAUUGUUAAUUUUGUAGAUAUUGCCAUUUUUACACUUCGUUUUCUCUGAAUCUGAGAAUAUUUGAGGCAAACCUGCCUGUCACAGGACAGAUCAUAGUCUAAGAACUAAAUUUUGACCAAAUGUGUAGUUACUGCAUUUUCCCUUUGCAUGGCAGUAUUGACCUUGCACAUUUUGAGAAUGUCUUUCACUGGCAACAGCAACAUAUUGUUGAACGUAAUAUGUUGUGAGUUACUAAAAUGACAAAUUUACAUGGAUCAGAAGCAGUGUUGGGUGUAUCCAAUUACAAAGUAAUAAGUUAUUGUAAUCUAAUAACUUUUUGUCAAAAAAGUAAUUUAACAUAUUGCAUUUUAAAUUCUUGUAAUCAGAUUACAAUACCUGGCUUUCAGUUAAAGUAAUUACUUUUAAAUACAUUACUUGCACUAAAGUUAUAUGUAUAAUACGUUUAAAAUAUUAAUUAAUAUGUACAUCUGUUAGCGUUUCUGUGAUAGCUGAAGGGUGUACGACAAUGAAUGAGGAAGAAAUAUAGACAUUUUUUGAAUUUGAGUGGAAAACCAAAAACGUUUCAGUGAAAAGUGAUUUAGAAAGUAACUUAAAAGUAAAAUAAUUAGUAAUGUGAUUACUUUUUUAGAUUAAGUUAUCAGUAAAGUAAUCUGAUUACAUUUUCAGAGAAGUAUUAAGUCAUAUGUAGUGGAUUACAUAUUUUGAGUAAUUUACUCAACAUUGAUCAUCAGUGCCCAGUUGCAUAAAACACCUUAAGUUUUUCCCUUAAAGGUGCAGUAUGUAAGAUUCAGAAACCCUUGUUAUUAAUGACACCUGUGGCCAUUAAGUGAACUGCAGCCAGCUACCUGUUGCUAGUGCUCGCGCUCGUGCACACAAUCCAUAGGGACGCGAGCAUCGAACAAAACAAUGACGUAACGUACAAAGAGACUGAACGUGAUUCACUGGCAUCAUGCUGACAGAUGAGGUAGCAUAAUUAAAAUUACACAGUUAUGAUUGUUUAACUACAAACUUUGAGACUAAACUAAAACUACUUAUCAGCUAACAUAGCAUACCGAUACACACAUACAUCUAUAUACUACCGAACUAUACCUAUAUCAGGGUCGGUUUUGAUCCUCAAAACCGAACAAAGGUCACUCCAGGAAUCAAAUACCCUGCCGAUGUUCACUCUAGUUUUCGCUCGACCAAGAUCACGUUCCCGCUUAGCCAGACGGGAUUCAGUAGAUACAUUUUUUAUUUUUUUUGGGGCUUACUCUGAGAUUGUGUAGGAGUCGGUGUUGUUCUGGGAGCCGGACGUUUGCUGGAUUCCAUCUCUAAGAUAACGUUACCUAGUGUUGCAGUUUGUUGUUGCUGUUGAAUAACGGAAGCACUGAGGCAAGGCUCUCGGGAAUGCGCAUAAAUGUCACAUCCUUUGGAUUUUCCUGGCAAAACCGACCCGUUCCCUUCGCAUGAAAAUCAGUCUACAGGCUUUAAUAGGCAACCUAGGAAGUCCGGGAAGGGCUCAUUUUUUAAGUUGUGUUACAAGUCGUUCACACAUUGGCAAAAAAAAGGUGAAUAUUACAUGAAAAUUGUUACAUACUGCAUCUUUAAGUAAGUGUGAUUUUCCCUUACAUAAGGAAAUUACAUGAGGGCAUUGCAUAUAGUGUAAUCCCUUAGACAGUUCUCUUAGCUAAGGGAAACCGUUAAGGAAUUUACUACAGUGAGCCAGAUUUUACUGUAAUAAAAUUCUACGGUUACCAUGGAUACGACAUGUCCCUACCUAUUUUCAGAAGAUCGGAAAUGUCCCGACCAACAUUUGGGCAAUUUUACCACAUGGAAAAUACUUUAACUUUAUAAUAUGUUUUUAUUUUCUUUUAAAUGACUAUUAAACUUUCUCAGUAUCAUUAUAAAUGUGUAAAUUGCCCAAAUAACAACAAAAAAAAAAAAUAAUACAUUUCCAGCAUCUUAAACAUUCCACAGCAUUUUACAAACUCACAAAAUGCACUUGACCAGUCCUAUGAUUGCACACCUGGGCAGACCUUGACGAAACUGAACACAGUAGUGAUUCAUUAUACAUUUUCAUUAAUAAAUGAAUCUGGAAUGCACUUAAAGUGUUAAAAUAUGAUGGCACGACAUUCCAUUCCUCUUUAAUCUUAAAAAAAAAAAAAAAAAAAAAGUGAAAUCCCUGGACAUUUGCCCUAAGAUCAUGCAUUGUUUGGAGGUGGUCCUUGCCACUACUGUGUUUUCUGAAACGAAGAGUAGUUUAUAACAUACAUAUUGUUAAAUAAGACUUGAUGUACUCAACUCUUUUGUUGAAAUUGGUCGUUUAUUGAAUAAUAAUGUGUACAUAUUAGAAAACCAAUAAUUACUUUUAUUUGUAUAUAUUUGUGCAUAUUCAUGUAACGAAAAUGUGCAGAAGAAUGAACAAUUCUAACGUUUGUCACAAACAGCUUAAAUGUGCAACAUUUUACACUUUUAGAGAUAACUCUAUGUUCUGUGUUAAUUUAUUUCUCUCUGAUUGUACUGCAUCAUGUGUAAAGUUUCUGUCUGACAAUGUUGAUAUUGGUAAAUAAAAUAUUGUAUUUUG
This is a messenger RNA of Myxocyprinus asiaticus (Chinese sucker), 5336 nucleotides long. Its product is annotated as rap1 GTPase-activating protein 2-like. The transcript is spliced from 25 exons. The record is from RefSeq and is a predicted model, not a curated record. Gene Ontology annotation, cellular component: cytoplasm; plasma membrane. NCBI's taxonomy places the organism in Eukaryota, Metazoa, Chordata, Actinopteri, Cypriniformes, Catostomidae. The coding region runs from base 289 to 2463 and encodes 724 amino acids. Gene Ontology annotation, biological process: activation of GTPase activity; regulation of small GTPase mediated signal transduction. Gene Ontology annotation, molecular function: GTPase activator activity.